GCAGUGCUAAGGGCAACACGGCCCUGCACGACUGCGCCGAGUCCGGCAGCCUGGAGAUCCUGCAGCUGCUGCUGGGCUGCAACGCCCGCAUGGAGCGCGACGGCUACGGCAUGACCCCGCUACUGGCAGCCAGCGUGACGGGCCACACCAAUAUCGUGGAGUACCUCAUCCAGGAGCAGCCUGGCCAGGAGCAGGCCGCCGGGGGAGAGGCCCGACCAGGGCUGUCCCCAGAAGGUCCCUCCACCAGCCAGGGGUGUGUGCAGCCCCAGGGGGCUCACCACUGCAGCUCUUCCCUGGAGGAACCCCUGAACGGUGAAUCUUAUGAAUGCUGUUGCCCCACCAGCAGGGAAGCCGCCGUGGAAGCCUUGGAAUUGCUAGGAGCCACGUAUGUGGAUAAGAAGCGAGAUCUGCUGGGAGCCCUUAAACACUGGCGACGGGCCAUGGAGCUGCGCCACCAGGGGGGCGAGUACCUGCCCAAACCUGAACCCCAGCAGCUGGUCCUGGCCUAUGACUAUUCCAGAGAGGUGAACACCGCAGAGGAAUUGGAAGCGCUGAUCACUGACCCGGAUGAGAUGCGCAUGCAGGCCCUGUUGAUCCGGGAACGCAUCCUGGGCCCCUCUCACCCGGACACUUCGUAUUAUAUCCGUUACCGGGGAGCAGUGUAUGCUGAUUCUGGCAAUUUUGAGCGCUGCAUCCGCUUGUGGAAGUAUGCCCUGGACAUGCAGCAGAACAACCUGGAGCCCUUGAGCCCCAUGACUGCCAGCAGCUUCCUGUCCUUUGCUGAACUCUUCUCUUACGUGCUGCAGGACCGAGCAGCCAAGGGCAGCCUAGGCACACAUAUCGGCUUUACAGACCUCAUGGGGGUGCUCAGCAAAGGGGUCCGGGAAGUGGAGCGGGCCCUGCAGCUGCCCAAGGAACCUGGGGACUCAGCCCAGUUCACCAAGGCCCUGGCCAUCAUCCUCCACCUUCUCUACUUGUUGGAGAAAGUGGAGUGCACCCCAAGCCAGGAGCACCUGAAGCACCAGACCGUCUACCGCCUGCUCAAGUGUGCGCCCCGGGGCAAGAACGGUUACACCCCCUUGCACAUGGCUGUGGACAAGGAGACCACAAAUGUGGGUCGCUACCCGGUGGGCAGAUUCCCCUCCCUGCACGUGGUCAAAGUGCUGCUGGACUGUGGGGCCGACCCAGACAGCAGGGACUUCGACAACAACACCCCCCUGCACGUCGCAGCCCAGAACAGCUGCCCGGCCGUCAUGGACGUCCUCAUCGCAGCCGGGGCCCACAUGGACGCCACCAACGCCUUCAAGAAGACAGCCUAUGAGCUGCUGGACGAGAAGCUGCUGGCCAAGAGCAGCAUGCUGCCCUUCAACUAUGUGACCCUGCAGUGCCUUGCUGCCCGGGCCCUGGACAAGAACAAGAUCCCCUACAAGGGCUUCAUCCCAGAAGAGCUGGAGGCUUUCAUCGAACUGCACUGACCUGCUUAGGGCGUUGUACCCUCAUCUCUCCCCCCGUGUUCUCAGAAGGGAGAGGUGGGGAAGGUGUGAGCAGAUGCCCGCCCUUGCCUUCUCUAAACGGGCACCAAACAGGAGAAGGGCUCUUCCACCUCCCGUCCCCUUCACCUGCAGACAGGGAAGACGGUGUCAGCAAGCUGUUGGUGCUAGAAGCCUUCAGAUCCUGUGCUAGGAGGACUGUUUGUCUCCAGGAGCGCACCCACCCAUCCUGAGUUGGGAAAAGAUGCAAGAUCUUCCCUGCAUCCCCUCCGCCUAGGUUCAGAGGCCUUUGCCUUCUUGCCCAGAGGCAGAGGGACUACCCGCCUUCCCUGCUGGAAACAGGAAGAGGUGGAGGGUCAGUCCACCCUUCCUUGCCCCUUAUGUGGCCGAGUGCACCCAGCUGCUGCAUACAGUGUUAGGACGGGGGGCUCCCAAGGUUGCAAGUUCAAAAGUCAAGAAGCAAGAACACCUCUCAUUUCUUCCAGCACACCACAGUCAUGGGCAUGCACGUGGGCAGGGCUGUGCCCAGGGCAGCCUGCCACUUACUUAGCUUUCAGUUGGUUUGAUGUUCUGUUUAUUUCAUAAGUGGGCAGGUUACAAGCUCUGCACAGAGGUUC
Molecule: messenger RNA, 2107 nt
Organism: Galeopterus variegatus (Sunda flying lemur)
Lineage: Eukaryota; Metazoa; Chordata; Mammalia; Dermoptera; Cynocephalidae
Gene: FEM1A
Product: fem-1 homolog a (C. elegans)
Exons: 2
Coding region: 90-1475 (461 amino acids)
Biological process (GO): negative regulation of inflammatory response; ubiquitin-dependent protein catabolic process
Cellular component (GO): ubiquitin ligase complex
Molecular function (GO): protein binding
Source: RefSeq, a predicted model, not a curated record